AACAACUGCAUGCGUGCAUUGUGUACUUGAUUUGUUGGUCCAUCACAUCACUUUUCAAUUUGUGCACUAGCUGUCUCUUCUCUUGCAGAAGACGUGACUUAAAAUUAGAGUGGCUUUCAACUUUCAAGUACACAAAGGGUAUAUACAUACAUAUACAUGUAUUAAGUAUAUAUCUCAAAUAUCGGUAAAGUGCGAGAGUGGUUUUAUCAUUCUGUCGUGACGUGACUUUGUGUUUUUUUCGGAAGCAACAGUGACUAAUACUCCUGAGAGGUUCAUGUGUCGUCGGCUGUUGUCUUUGCCGAGGAGGAGAGCAGCAUCGCUUGGAGGAGACGGAGGAGUAGCUGCUGGUGCUGCUGCUUCCAACGCAGGCCCCUGCUUUGGCGAAUGUGUUAUUCACGCAGCAGGCAUUUAAAUGUUAUCGCGAAUAUUUCCUCUGGAAAAUGAAAACGCCGCCGUCAAGAGGAAGCGUCAGAUCGACACCCUAAAGAUCUUCAACGACAAUGUCUUGGAACUUCAGGAGGGUGUUGAAUAUCAAGUGCAAUUUGAUAGUGGAGACAAACGCAUGGCCAUUCUGGUCUCUUUAUCCCCAGAAUUUCCACUGGAAAAACCUGUACUCAGAGUUUCACCUCCGAUAAUUCACAAGUGGUGCAAUGAACACAGUGAAAUCACUAAUGCACCAGGAUUGUUAAAUUUUACAGUACAUAGUGAUCUUGGACGUGUUGUCCAAGCUAUUAUCAGAGAAUUCAGCAAGAAUCCUCCGAGGUUUGUCGAAGACAAUUCUCCAGUAUCUAAUCUUCCAUACGGAGAUUUAGCUGGGAGAGCGUCACCUUCGUACACUUGGAAGCCACAUGAUCUCGCAUCCACCACUUACAAUGCCUACUACAACACUUCAUUCCAACCGUUCUCCUCAUCAAAUGCAACGCCCAGCAUUUACAACUACAAUUACACUAACGCCAGCAAUACGUACAAUAUUGCCGACCAGGCAGCAUCGAAGCAGUACGUGCCUAUGGGUCCUUACCCGGAGAACGCGAGAAACUCGGGCCAAUUUAAUGCGACAAACGCGCCGCAGUACACGUCGAGCCCGGGUGCGAACAAUUUCACGAACCUGCAUUACGUGAACGCCAAUGUGGGGCCAUCGAUGCAAAAUCAAGUGCAAUAUAAAAGUAGUAGCUUACACUGUGCGGAAUUUCCAGAGCUUGAUAAAUUGACGAACGAAGAAUUAAUGAAGUUGGGCGAGGAGGAAGACUUGAUGGACGAAUUUUUGUUAAAGCACACUAAAUUGAAAGAAAUCGACUCUGCGGUAGAGAGUGCCAUCGAAUGGGUAGAAAAAACGGCAGAAUCGAACCUAUUGAAGGAGCAAGAACUGCAAGAGCUACGAAACGACGUGGCCGAAAAAGUAAAAGAAAUGGAGGCAUUGAAGACUACAUAUGAAAAUCUCGUCGAAAAACACAACGAAUUAUCAAAAGUGUUCGAUCCGGAGCACAUCAGGGACUGUUUGAGUAAGGCUGCAGAUGCAAGCCAGGAGCAGAGCGAGGUGAUAGCCCAGGACUUUCUCAAUCGAAAGAUUGAUGUUGAACGUUUCCUAAGCACAUAUAUUGAGUGCAGGAAACUCGGUCAAGCAAGGCGCACCAAAGAGGAAAAGCUUACACAUCAGCUGAAUGAGCUCAAGAGAUCAAAUCAUUGAACCCAUAAACAAGCGCGCGUUUUUUGUGUAAAAAAAAAGAGCAGCUGUACUUGCUGCUUUUUGUUUGCCUGCCUUUUGUGUUACUGAGACCGACAGGAAUUUCGAGUUAGUCCUUAAUAAGACCACAGGAGAAAGAAUAUUAUUUUUCGAGCUGCCACGUUUGUAAUUUAUUCGUUGUGCAUCAUCACUAAAUAUAAGUAUAAAAAAUUAAACAGUUGUGAGUUGGAAUAAAGAUUUUAUUGCAGCUACUGAACUAUUACUAUUUUGACAGUGCUCAUGUGUAAGUGUAAGUGUAAAAAUGAUGAUUUUUACGCGUAAACAAAGUUUUAAAAUAUUCAAGCGGAUAUAUGUACACAUUUUUAAUUUUUUUUUCAGCUUAUAAAGCUUCAAUUGAUCAUUGCGUGCUCAUUAAACAAAUUGACAACAAAAAUUUUAUAAAAAUUGCGUUUCACACGCAUAAAAAUGCAAUUUUAUUGGUUUGUUUGGUUUUUUUUAUUUUAUUUUAUUUUUUAUUUAUAGUUAAAAUUUGUGUAAUAUCGAUGGUGUGUAUUAAAAGGGUUGUUCUAUCCUUCAAAUAAGUGCCAUCGAUGCAAAAUAUGUUAAAUUACACAAAUACAUCACAUCAUAACACAGUUUUACUGAAAUCGACUUUCAACAAAUAUGGAUAAAAAAAAACGGAUCGUUUUGCAUACUUGCUUAGACAUUCCAGAAAAAAAAGAAAAAAUAUUUUUGGUAGUAACUAACCGCAUAGUAGUAAAAAUAUAAUUGCUUUGACACAAUAAUCGCUGGAAAAUUGCAAGUUUCUAGAUAUUAAAGCGUUAUACAAAGGUAAAGUUUAUGGCUGAAAUAAAACAAUAAUACAAUAAAAAUAUGAACGCUAGGAAGUGCAAAGUUCGAUUCAAUUUUGCACCCUCACCAAGAGGCACUUUUCUACUAUAUUGUAAAUAAGUGAUAGAAAAAAGAAUUAUAUAAAUAUAUGUAUGUAUAAUUAACGGCAGAACUCGCAAACCAUUUUUGCGGUUAACGUGGUAAAUAUAUGAGUUGUAAUUAAAUGAGUAUCUUGUUUAUGGAUGUUCCUAAGUAUCGUAUGAACUUCUGUGCUCCAGUGGAAACGGAAAGUAAGUAGUACAGGUGUACUCAAGAUUGUGUUUUUUUUUGGAGUGUCAAGGAACUUCGAAAAAAAAUUUUUUUUCUGCGAUUCAUUGCAGUUUCCGGAUCGAUCAAAAAAAAGAUUGUAAUUUUAAAAGAUUUGUGAGAAAAUAUAGAACAUAUUU
Messenger RNA from Copidosoma floridanum, 2958 nucleotides. RefSeq names its product Vacuolar protein sorting 37A (gene Vsp37A). Gene Ontology annotation, biological process: ubiquitin-dependent protein catabolic process via the multivesicular body sorting pathway; protein targeting to vacuole; protein targeting to membrane. Gene Ontology annotation, cellular component: ESCRT I complex. Lineage: Eukaryota; Metazoa; Arthropoda; Insecta; Hymenoptera; Encyrtidae. The record is from RefSeq and is a predicted model, not a curated record.